AUGCACACUACCCCGGCCAAAGAGGAUAAGGACGUCAAUGGCCAUAACCACAUGAUGCACUGCUUCCUUGUGUACUCGGUAGCCGUCGGCCGCUUUGCCCACAUGAGCGUGAAGGAAGACUUGAAUGAGGCCCUUCAUGCGUAUGCUAUUCGCCUACUACGGCUGCCCCUCACCUACAAAUUUGACUCCAUCCUCGCUUACCACCUCGCCUUUGUCACUGCACGCAUUCAGGGUGGCCAAGACGAUCCCAAGGCCUGGGAAGCGGACGAUCAGAGCUGCAGGGACCUUCUCGUGCCCAGAGGGACUUAUGCGGGCAAUAGCAAGCCAAAUGCCGGUGCGCCUGGCCCCAAUAAGCCCGUUGCAGCCGGAGGACCUGCAAUUUGCAGGAGUUUCAACAGAGGUAGCUGUUUUCGCGAGCGCUGCCCCUACUCACAUGUCUGUUCGAUCUGUCAGCAAAAUCACUCGUCAGAUAAGUGCCCCAAAGCCCAUAACUCAGCGGUGAGUACCUCCAAUCAAUUGCCACUGGGUAAUCGUGUUACCAGGCCAGAAUGA
This is a messenger RNA of Letharia columbiana, 552 nucleotides long. RefSeq lists its product as uncharacterized. Gene Ontology annotation, molecular function: metal ion binding. The record is from RefSeq and is a predicted model, not a curated record. The coding region runs from base 1 to 552 and encodes 183 amino acids. The transcript has a single exon. NCBI's taxonomy places the organism in Eukaryota, Fungi, Ascomycota, Lecanoromycetes, Lecanorales, Parmeliaceae.